This is a messenger RNA of Zerene cesonia (dogface butterfly), 1375 nucleotides long. RefSeq names its product cyclin-dependent kinase 2-interacting protein-like. Bases 332 to 919 code for a protein of 195 amino acids. The transcript is spliced from 5 exons. The record is from RefSeq and is a predicted model, not a curated record. Lineage: Eukaryota; Metazoa; Arthropoda; Insecta; Lepidoptera; Pieridae.
AAGAUCCCAUAGUCGUUAGACACAAAUUAUUUUCUAAAACAUAUAACUUUCUGUUCUUAAUAGUCUCUUGUGUACUUUUUAAUACCUGAAUGUUUGUGAGAAAGAUCCUUAUGUUUGGAUUGUAGUUCAGUUGCACCUGAGUGUAUGACUUUGGAGAUUAAUCUUCUUAAAUAUAAGAUUAUAGCCAAAUUCAUUCAAUAAAAGAGUAUUAAUGGACAGAUAAUUAAGGUUGUAUGAUUUACUAACUGGAACUUCGUAAGUAACACCGCGGCAUUACUUACGAAGUACCGAAAUGAAAAGUGAAAUGUGAAGUGAAUGAUGACUGACCAAUAUGCCAGACAGGCAUGUUAAGAUGCUCUUGUGCCUGCUAGCAAUCACCAAAAUAGAUGAAAUAACAACACCCAAUAAAGACAGUCCCGGCAUAUCAAAAACUGUUUAUACCCAUAUUUCGAAUUUGCAUAAUUUACUGACUAACUGGGAAAAAAUUAAAGAAAAUGGUUCAAAAAUCUGUAAAUCCAUAUCAGCCUUGAAAUUAUAUGAGUGUACUGAUGAAUACUUUCCUCAUCAAGUAGGGCCACUGAUAAGUAGCCUGUCUGAAGCAUAUGAUGGUUUACAAAACAUUGUACAAGGUGUGCAUUUGAUAAGAAAGCAGUUACAUGCCCUCUCAGUGCUUGAAACUUCAGGUCAUGGUGUUAUUUUCACUUGGUCUGCUGGACAAAUUGCAGAGGCUGUAUCGGAAAUUUACAAUGUCUUAUUGAAAGAAAUUAAACUUAAACAAGUAAUAACUGAAAAUCUUGCACAUUGUAGAGACGAAAACCUUAUAGAGCUGUAUGUCAGUGCAUGGGAACUUGAAGCAUAUUAUAAUAGUGAAAUGAGUGCUUUCUUAUUUGCUGAUAUUGGGUUACCUUGGCUAGCAUAAAUGGUAGAAUGAGUGAUGUUGUUGAUGAUGGAUAUGAAGUUUUAGAUUUGGCUAUAAAUAUAGGAAAAAAAAUUAUAACAGUUUCAGAUAUGGUUAGCGACAAAAAUGUCUAAGUAUUUUAUAUGUUCUUUACAUUUUAUUGCAUUUACAAGCACAUUUAAAAAGGUUAUUACUCCUCGGAUUUACUGAUGCCAUGUGAAGACGGGAUUAGUAAAUUUGUACAAGCUUUUGAACGGUAAUUGUGCAGGUUUUUAUAUUGACAAAAUUUUGUGCAGCUUAAGUUUGUGGUUUUUGCACCGGCCAUUAAACUCGGUCCUUAUCAAAAUCCGAAACCUAUGUAACGGUUAUGGAACUCCAUAGUGUCCCAGCAUAAAACAGUAUUUAUUUUUAUUAUUUAUUAUUUGUAUGUUGAUUGUAUCAUGAAUUAUUAUGAAUAAUUAUAUAAUCCGACAUUUA